UGGGGCGGGCCCGGACGGGAAGAGUAGGAUCCCGUACGCUGCAGCAGGCGGGGCACCCGGGCUGGCGGCUUCGCUGGCGGAAGGUCGGGCCGGCGGCCAGGGACCUGGAAGGCUGCGAGGACCUGCGACGUCGAGGUUCGGAGUUUGCGUGUCCCAGGCCCGGCCCGAGUAAGAAAAAGCCGCCUCCCCGCAAGGCCGGAGGAACCGGGCGCCCCGAGUUCUACUUCUCAACCUCCGUCCGGAUCGGGAAACGGAGCACGGAAAUGUUCCUGAGGUCUCUUCCCUGGAAAGCGCAGCCCCGAUUUCCCGCCCCAGACCCUUAGCAGGUCGGCGACCAUCCGAGCGCUAGACAUAGGCCCACGUGUACAGAGGACGCUGAGUAAAUGCUCACUAGUGAAUCAGUAAAAUAAAUCGGCGGCAAAGAGAGACGACACGCAUGCUGAUCUUCAGGUGUUGGGGACACCAGGGAGGCGAGCAUUUAUUGUGCUCUUAUUGUAUACCCCGUCGGCCAGCAUUUGUGUCCAUUUUACACAUGAGGAAUAAGAGGCUCGGAGAGGUGAAGUAUCCUUAAGGCCACACAGAUAGUAAGUGGCUGAGACGAAUUUGAAACCAGGGGUGUCCUGUUUCAACUUGGUGCCAAAUAGAGUAACUCGGACUCCACUUGGAGGGGUUCAGGAGAACCACAGAAGAGGAAGGGCCGUGUCUUCCGUGGACAGGCCACCGGAGCCGCCAGCUGUUUGGAACUGAGCUACUGCAGAAAGGGAAGUGGAGAGUGAGGGCCAGGCCCCGUGGGGGCGGAUGGCCGGCAGAUGGCUGGAUCUGUGCUGGGCACUGACUGUGCUUUGUGUGCUGCUAAUGGCGGAGACAGUGUCUGGGGCUAGGGACUCGUCUACAGGGGCUCACAUUAGCCCUCAAUUUCCAGCUUCAGGUGUGAACCAGACCCCCGUGGUAGACUGUCGCAAGGUGUGUGGCCUGAAUGUCUCUGACCGCUGUGACUUCAUCCGGACCAACCCCGACUGCCACAGUGAUGGGGGCUACCUGGACUACCUGGAAGGCAUCUUCUGCCACUUCCCUCCCAACCUCCUCCCUCUGGCUGUCACCCUCUACGUUUCCUGGCUGCUCUACUUGUUUCUGAUUCUGGGAGUCACCGCGGCCAAGUUUUUCUGCCCCAACUUGUCGGCCAUUUCCACCACGCUCAAGCUCUCCCACAACGUGGCAGGCGUCACCUUCCUGGCAUUUGGGAAUGGUGCACCUGACAUCUUCAGUGCCCUGGUGGCCUUCUCCGACCCGCACACAGCCGGCCUGGCCCUUGGGGCACUGUUUGGCGCUGGCGUGCUGGUUACCACGGUGGUGGCCGGAGGCAUCACCAUCCUACACCCCUUCAUGGCUGCCUCCAGGCCCUUCUUCAGGGACAUCGUUUUCUACAUGGUGGCUGUGUUCCUGACCUUCAUCAUGCUCUUCCGUGGCAGGGUCACGAUGGCAUGGGCUCUGGGUUACCUGGGCUUGUAUGUGUUCUAUGUGGUCACUGUGAUUCUCUGCACCUGGAUCUACCGAUGGCAACGGAGAGGAUCCCUGGUCUAUUCCAUGCCAGUUACUCCAGAGAUCCUCUCAGACUCCGAGGAGGACCGGGUAUCUUCUAACAGCAACAGCUAUGACUACGGUGACGAGUACCGGCCACUGUUCUUCUACCAGGAGACCACGGCUCAGAUCUUGGCCCGGGCCCUCAAUCCCCUGGAUUACAUGAAGUGGAGAAGGAAGUCAGCAUACUGGAAAGCCCUCAAGGUCUUCAAGCUGCCUGUGGAGUUCCUGCUGCUUCUCACAGUCCCUGUCGUGGACCCGGACAAGGAUGACCGGAACUGGAAACGGCCCCUCAACUGUCUGCAUCUGGUUAUCAGCCCCCUGGUUGUGGUCCUAACCCUGCAGUCGGGGACCUAUGGUGUCUAUGAGAUAGGCGGCCUCGUUCCUGUCUGGGUCGUGGUGGUGAUCGCAGGCACAGCCUUGGCUUCAGUGACCUUUUUUGCCACAUCUGACAGCCAGCCCCCCAGGCUUCACUGGCUCUUUGCUUUCCUGGGCUUUCUGACCAGCGCUCUGUGGAUCAAUGCGGCCGCCACAGAGGUGGUGAACAUCUUGCGGUCCCUGGGCGUGGUCUUCCGGCUAAGCAACACUGUGCUCGGGCUCACGCUGCUGGCCUGGGGGAACAGCAUUGGAGAUGCCUUCUCGGAUUUCACGCUGGCCCGCCAGGGCUACCCGCGGAUGGCGUUCUCCGCCUGCUUUGGUGGUAUCAUCUUCAACAUCCUUGUGGGCGUGGGGCUGGGCUGCCUGCUCCAGAUCUCCCGGAGCCACACAGAGGUGAAGCUGGAGCCAGAUGGACUGCUGGUGUGGGUCCUGGCAGGCGCCCUGGGGCUCAGCCUCGUCUUCUCCCUGGUCUCAGUCCCAUUGCAGUGCUUCCAGCUCAGCAGAGUCUACGGCAUUUGCCUGCUCCUCUUCUACCUGAACUUCCUUGUUGUGGCCCUCCUCACUGAAUUUGGAGUGGUUCGCCUGAAAAGCACGUGACUGAAGCUGCUUAGUGCUGUGGCCUCACUGCAGGCAGAUGCCCCACCCCUCCUGCUGGGGGAGGCCCAGGGACUGGAGCAUUUCUGCAAGGCCCCUGUGGACACGAGAGCGUGGCCCUUGCUGCUGGAGAUCUGAGGUCACUGCUGUGAGCUGAGAGAACUGCUCCGUACUUUUUUUUUUUUUUGAGACGGAGUCUUGCUCUCUUGCCCAGGCUGGAGUGCAGUGGCCGGAUCUCGGCUCACUGCAAGCUCCGCCUCCCAGGUUCACACCAUUCUCCUGCCUCAGCCU
Messenger RNA from Rhinopithecus roxellana (golden snub-nosed monkey), 2841 nucleotides. RefSeq names its product solute carrier family 8 member B1 (gene SLC8B1). The transcript is spliced from 16 exons. Gene Ontology annotation, cellular component: membrane. Gene Ontology annotation, molecular function: calcium:sodium antiporter activity. Gene Ontology annotation, biological process: intracellular calcium ion homeostasis; calcium export from the mitochondrion. Lineage: Eukaryota; Metazoa; Chordata; Mammalia; Primates; Cercopithecidae. The record is from RefSeq and is a predicted model, not a curated record. Bases 799 to 2553 code for a protein of 584 amino acids.